AUGGCCACUGGACAACACACCCAGCGAGCCUUCGUUGCCCUUGGUAGCAACAUGGGAGACCGUGUAGCCAUGAUUGAAGAAGCUUGCAGAGAGAUGGAAGACCGAGGCAUUAAGAUCAAAAGGACUAGCUCCCUUUUUGAGACUGCUCCGAUGUAUGUGAUUGAAACAUCAAAGAGCCCCAUGGAACUAUUGGAUACCCUACAAUCCAUAGAGAUUGACAUGGGACGACGCAAGGUCAUUGAUAAGGGGCCUCGUAACAUAGACCUGGACAUCCUCUUAUACGGGGAUAGCGCAGUCUCCAAUGACCGGUUAAUAGUUCCCCAUAAACUCAUGCUCGAACGGGAGUUUGUCUUACGUCCUCUCUGCCAGUUGAUACCCGAUGAACACCCCUUGGUCGAAGGAAAGGACAAAACAUAUACCUCGCAUUUACAGGCUCUUCCUCCAUCUAACCCUCCCCCGGUAGCAAUGAUACCCAUGCCUGCAGGUUUACCCCCAAUCACUCCUACCAACCCCUCUCGCAGCACCCUCUUGAUGGCAGUUCUCAACGUCACGCCCGACUCCUUCUCAGAUGGUGGAACCCACUCAUCCACGGAUCCAACAGCUCUUCUUGCAACAGUCAAGGCUUACAUACAGGCUGGUGUCUCCAUAAUUGACGUAGGAGGCGAAAGCACCCGUCCCAAUGCCGAACCAGUCACUGAAGCAGAAGAACUAUCCCGCGUCAUACCUGCUAUAAAACUCAUCAGAUCUCUCCCUGAAGCGUCCAAGGUUGCGAUCAGCAUUGACACAUACCGCGCUGCCGUUGCCGAAGCAGCCGUCAAUGCAGGAGCAGAUAUAAUAAACGAUAUAUCCGCUGGCCUCCUUGAUCCAGACAUGCUUCCCACCAUGGCCCAGCUACAGAAGACAGUCAUGCUCUCCCAUACGCGAGGAACACCAAAGACAAUGAAUAAACUCACCCAUUACCCAGACGGUGUACUAGCCGGAAUCCAGGCCGAGCUAGCAGAGCGUAUCCGCGCCGCUGAACAGGCGGGCGUUAGACGAUGGCGCAUCAUUGCCGACCCGGGUGUAGGAUUUGCCAAAACACAAGACCAGAAUUUGACUAUCCUCAGGAACCUUGAUCAUUUGAGGCAGGCGGAGGAGCUGCAAUAUAUGCCGUGGUUGCUCGGGGUCAGCAGAAAGGGGUUUAUCGGUCAUAUUACGGGAGUCAAAAGGGCUGAUGAACGCGCUUGGGGUACCGCUGCAGCUGUUACGGCGGCUAUUGGCGGUGGAGCAGACAUUGUUCGUGUGCAUGAUGUCAAAGAGAUGUCACAGGUUACUCGUAUGGCUGAUGCUAUCUACAGGCCGAACUUGUAA
Nannizzia gypsea CBS 118893 is the source of this 1350-nucleotide messenger RNA. RefSeq names its product folic acid synthesis protein. The coding region runs from base 1 to 1350 and encodes 449 amino acids. Gene Ontology annotation, cellular component: mitochondrial envelope. Gene Ontology annotation, molecular function: dihydropteroate synthase activity; 2-amino-4-hydroxy-6-hydroxymethyldihydropteridine diphosphokinase activity. Gene Ontology annotation, biological process: tetrahydrofolate biosynthetic process. The record is from RefSeq and is a predicted model, not a curated record. Lineage: Eukaryota; Fungi; Ascomycota; Eurotiomycetes; Onygenales; Arthrodermataceae. The transcript is spliced from 3 exons.